Messenger RNA from Closterium sp. NIES-65, 8001 nucleotides. The record is from the annotation of a GenBank genome assembly. Lineage: Eukaryota; Viridiplantae; Streptophyta; Zygnematophyceae; Desmidiales; Closteriaceae.
AUGUCCCAAGGUAUGGCCAAGUGCACCAGAACAUCCCACGCAGGAAAGCGCUGCUCUGCUGCACACCCCAUCAACCCUCUUUGUUCCUCCCUUGCCAUCCUCCCCUUCACUAGUUCUUUUUUGGUGGGGGAGGCCGUGAGUUCAGAGAGAAAAGCUUGCAGUGGCAUCACAUGUUGUGGGGCGUAUUUCCCCCGUGUGCCCCACGCGCGCAUGGCAUGGCAGGUGCUAGUGCUGAACGGGUCAGUGGACCGUGAGACAGCGGGCAUGGCGGCGUCAGACUUCGUGCUCGCCAUCUGCAACUGCCUCAACCGCACCUUCGGAGACGACUCCCGCCACCGCCUCACCCACUCGUCGAUGCACUAUGUGACGCAUCUAAUCGCACCAGAGGGAGGAGCCAUUCCCUUUGACCAUGAACGCCUCACCUCAAUGUGGCACCCAGCAGGUCAGCGGAACACUGUGCAGCUGCAAAGAUGGGAUGGACAUGGAACCACCCAAUCCCAGGUCAUGGCGUGCGCGCUGGCAGCAUGCCAUACCGAUCGCCAUGCAGCAAAGUGCGCCAUCACUGGCGCAGAUGGCAAGUCCCUGCGGACGCAGAAUCCGAUCAUCCAUCGCCACCACCAUGACAAGCGCGCCCGCCGGGAGAUGACGCUGCCCGUGUCGCGCCGUGCAGGCGGAUACGGACAGCCACAGCGAGCGCGAGAACGCAGGGGUGCGUACAGGCGCGUUAAUGGCUGCCUGCGCGACAGCGCCGUGCCGCGACACGUCGCCCAAGCGACUUCCGAACUGGCCGAGCGUGAAUGCGGGGGCGGGGCGGCGAUGCCGCGGGAGAGCGGCGGCGACGGUGGGGCGCAUGGGGCGGGGCGAUGGCGGGCUUCUGGUGCCCGCUGCUGCCCAGCAUUCUCCGCACGCGCGCCCCCUUACUCACAUCGCCCACGCGGUGCAGCGCAUGCUCUCAGGCACGACUGCAGCGCCGCCUCCCGUAACCCUCGUGGAAGCGUGUCCGUGUCCGUGCCGCAAUCUCGUGGAACGUUGUCGCCGUGCCACGCGCCCGUCGUGCCAUGGCCGCGCGCCUGCGCCCUUGCGCUCCUCCUCCUCCUUCACUGCCUGCCGCACGCACCCCCCCUCGCCGUGCGGGCAGCACAGGGAUGCGCGGAUCAGCUGGAAAAGGCGCCGCCGGCGACGGCGGAGGCGGAGGGGCCGGAGGGGUCGGGCUGCAUGGGUUGGUCGCACGGGGGAUGGGGGGAGGCGUGGGCGGAGGGGGUGCGCGAGACGGCAUCGGAAAGAGGCGGUAAAGGCAACCUGGCGUGGCUGCUGUCAGUGCAGCAGCAACAACCGCAGACGUUCCUGACAGCCUUCUCCUCGCUGCACCGCGCGCCCGCGUCCACGCCCACCCGCCACCCCCCGGGAGACGCAUCUCCGGGAUCCGCGCAGCCGCAGCACUCUCACGCCUCCCGCCUCCUCUCCACCGCGCCGACCCUGACUCAAUCACCCACUCCACCGCCGAUCUCUGCCUCUGCUGCCGCACCCCCCUCCCCCUCCUCAUCCCAGCUCGCUCCGCUUCCCCUUUCUUCGCCCACCCACUCACCUUCCACUUCCUCCCCGCCUCUUCCCCCUCCUUCCGCUCCGUCGCCUGCGCAGUCGGUCUCCUCCCCCCCCAUUUCCUCCUCCCUCUCUAAAAUCUCCUCCGCCCCUAUCACCUUCCCACACACCUCCUCCCCGCCAUUAACCCCGUCCGCCCCCAUAAUAUCACCGAAUGUACCACCCCCACACUCCUCCUCCUCCUCCUCCUCCUCCUCCUCCUCCUCCUCCUCCUCCUCCUCCUCCUCCUCCUCCUCCUCCUCCUCCUCCUCCUCCUCCUCUUCCGCCGCCGCCUCCACCGCAGCGCCACCAUCCACGGCGCCCCUCCUCGCAUCGCCCUCACCGCGCGCCCCAUCGCACCGCGCCCUCCCCGUCCUCGCGGCUCUCGACGUGUCCUCGCCACCGCCCAGCCACGCGCCGUCGCUGUCCGCGGAGCCCCAGUCCGCGCCCGCCGCGCCUCAGGACUCCGCCACCAGCACCACCAACGCCUCCGCCUUUCUGCACUCCAUGCCCUCCCUCACGCCCACCGCCAUCCCCUCACCAUCGCCGCCCCCACCCUCGCCCAAUCCCUCGCCCCCCCCUCCCUCUCCCAACCCUUCACCGCCUCCGCCCUCUCCCCAUCCGCCACCCCCUCCCACUUUUCCGCCCCCUUCUCAGAAGCCUCGUUACUGCCCUCCUCUGCAACCCGUGCCGUCCCCUUUUCUCCUGACAUGCCCCCCCCCCCUCGUUCCCCCGUGCCUGUACGUCCCUGCAUCGCAGCCGCCCCCCUCCCCCCCUCCACCAACGCCUGCAGCACCGCCACCAGGUAAGCCCUGCCCCUCCCACCCGCUGCCAUUAGUAAUGCACGAGUCCUGCCUCUCACACCGAGAAGCCGUUUCAGCUGCCCUUCCACCGCCCCAAACUCAUUGCUCUCUUUCCCAAUCGGCCCCCUUUUCCCUCCUCGUUUUUCCAAUGUCAUUCGCAGCGUCACUACCAUCGCCUCCACACGACCAGCCUCCGCCAAGUCAACCGCCCCCAGCCCCGUCCCCGCCACCCCCUUCACCAAACCCCUCGCUCCCAUCACCCUCUCCUCCCCCCCCCUCCCCUCCUCCGCCUUCCCCCAAUCCGCCCUCUCCCCCUCCCCCCCAACUGGAUCCUCCCCCGCCCUCGCCACCACCCCCAUCGCACCCGCCACCAACCCCUCCUGACCAAUCGCCCCCGCCCCCACCUCCGGACCCUCCUUCCGCCCCACCCCCUGCCACUCCGCCCCCUGAUCUCUCCCCCACUGACUCUCUUCCUCCCAUCUCUCUCCCCCCAGAAUCCUCUCCUCCUCCUCCUCCGCCGGACAGCCCUCCGCCCCCUCCGCCUGUUGAAAACCCCCCGCCUUCCCCAGCAGCGCCCCCCUCGUCCCCUCCCCCCGCGCCCCCGCAUUCAAAGCCGAGUACCUUGGAGGAAGUCACCAACCCCCCGCCACCACAGCACCCGCCCCCCCCUGCCCCCCCUUCUGACCCACGCCCUCCUCGUGCCCCCCGGGUGCAACCACCCCGUGCCCCGCCCCCUUCCCCCCGUCCCCACCCGCAGCACCAGUCCUCCCCCCCACCGGAUUCCCCAGACCAUCCACCCCCCACGUCUCCCCACCACCCUCCCCCCGUCCCUCCUGUCCUCGCCCCACGUGACCCUCCCUCGGAGCUCCCCCCGCUCGCCCACGCGCCUGGGCGCCGUCACACUCCCUCCCAAGCGCCCCCUGUUCACAGACCGCCACAGCCACACCACUCACACUCACAGCCUCCCGCAAAAACAUCAAGGGGCAGAACGCGUCCCCCCAAGAAAUCGGUUGAGGAUGGAGAGGGGAGCGGGAAGAAAUCCGCCAAGAGGCAGUCGCCUCCUAAGGAGAGGCGGACACACAAGCACGCGCCCCCCCCACCUCCGCACAAGAGCAAGUCCAAGCACAAGCACCGCCACGCACACCCCCCUGCACCUCCGCCUGCCACUGAGCCUGCGCCCUCGCCUGCUGUGCUGGUGGAUGGCGCCAGUGCUUCCUCCCCCGAUGAUGCUGCUCUGCUGCCGCCCCUGCCUCCCACUCCGCCGCUCAUACUGCCACCACCACCGCCAGACUCACGCCACUGCAGGGAGUGUCCGCUGGGCACGGCAGUGAAGCCAGCGAGCGGCCCCACAGACGUGGCGUGUGUGUGCGCCGUGCCCAUGGUCGUGGGGCUGCGCCUCGCGCUGCCCUUUGACGACUUCCUGCACUCCGUGCCGCUCUUCGCCCAGCAGCUCAGUGCGGGGCUACAUGUGACGCCGCAGCAGGUGCAGGUGUGGGGCGUGGAGUACGACCGUCAGGGCACAGGUUUCCUCGACACCACAUCCUACCUGCUGCCCCUGCACGGCACACAGCUGCCCGCCUCCCUUGUCGCCUCCAUCCGCCGUCGCCUGCUGGGUGGGCACGUGUGGCUGGACCCCGCCCUCUUCGGUCGCUUCCAGGUGCUCUUCAUCCUCAACCCCGGCGACCACCUCCCCCCGCCCGCCCUGCACCCCGCCUCCGCGCCCGCGCCCCCUUCCCCGCCCUGGCCCGCCUCGUCGGACGGGUGGGCGCCGCCACAGGCAGGCGGGGGCGCGGAGGGGGGCGGCGGCAGCACGGGGCAUUCGAUGGCGGCGUUGGAGAUAGCGCUCUUCAUUGUGGCGCCCUGCCUGCUGCUGCUCCUCAUGCUCGCCUCCUGCCUCGCCUGGCUCCUCCUCUACCGCCGCCGCCAACACCGCUCCGCUGCUGUUGCCGAUGCUGCCACUGCUGCUGCUGCAGCAGCAGGUGCACCUAUGGUAGCAGACGUGGCGGACAAAGAUGCUGGGGUUCCCGUGGAAAAGGGGCUGGAGAGCAUCGCGCCAUCCCAAGCGUGGCCAUCAUCAGCCGCCUUCUGCUCGCCCUCGCCCGACGCCCACGCGGCCCUGCCAUCGUCAUCACUGCCAAGCGAGGUGGCAGGGCUGGGCGUGAGCCUGGGGUUUGCGGGCACGGGCACGGGCCUUCACGCCUCCUCGCUCGCCCUGCGCGGACUCGCCACGGCACCAGCGGGCGCGGUGGUGUUCUCGCUGCUGCAGCUGCGGCGCGCCACGAACGACUUCCACGCGGACAACCUGCUGGGGCAGGGCGGGUUCAGCCGCGUGUACCGGGGCGAGCUGGCGGACGACACCCUCGUGGCCGUCAAGCUGCUGCACUCGCCCGAGGCGCAUGGGGACGCGGGGGAGGGGGGUGCAGGGUCAGUGGAGGAGCAGGAGAGGGAGAGAGCAGACGCGGAGUUCAUGAGGGAGGCGCAGGUGCUGAGCUGCCUGCACCACCGCAACCUCGUCAAGCUGCUCGGCAUCUGUGCUGAGGGCGGGCGGCGCUGCCUCGUGUACCAGCUGGCGGGCAACGGCAGCCUGGCGUCGCACCUGCACGGGGUCAUGCGCGACGUGGCGGGUGUGAUGGAGUGGGAGCGGCGCAUGAAGGUGGCGCUGGGUGUGGCGCGCGCGCUCUCGUACCUGCAUGACGACGCGAGCCCGCGUGUGGUGCACCGCGAUGUGAAGAGCGCCAACGUGCUGCUGGACCUGGACUUCUCCCCCCUGCUCUCCGACCUCGGCCUCGCCAAGACCAUGCCCCACGCUGCCACCCCCGCACUGCCGGAGCAGGGAGCGGUGGGAGGAGGGGGACAGGCGUCCAGGAUGAUGGGCACCGUGGGGUGCGUGGGGGGGAGACACAUGGAUGGGAUGGGCAGCAGGGUGGGAGCAAGGGGUGCUUUCAAUGGGAGGGCGUGGGGGUUAAGGUACGUGGCACCGGAGGUGGCGCUGACGGGGCAGGUGUUGGUGCGCAGUGACGUGUACAGCUUUGGCGUGGUGCUGCUGGAGCUGAUGUCAGGCCGCAAGCCCAUCGACCACUCACUGCCCCCGCCCCAGCACAGCCUCGUGCAGUGGGCCUCGCCGCUGCUGCUCAGCAGCGCGGGGGUGAAGCAGGUGGUGGACCCGGCGCUCAAGGGGCGGUACCCCCUGGAGGCGGCCAUGCGUGUGGCGGGCAUCGCCAGCAUGUGCCUGCAGCAACUCCCCGACAACCGCCCCUUCAUGACCCAAGUCGUGCAGGCGCUGAAGCUAGUGUACAGGGAGGGCAGCGAGGGCAGUGAGAGCGAUGACGAGGAGGACGACGAGUCCUUCGCACAGCCCUCUCACGCCUCCCACCGCACCCCUGCGCCCGCAUCCGCUGCCGCCACCAGUGCCGCCAGCACUGGCAUUGGCAGUGAGAGCGGGCGGGUGAGUGAGAGCGAUGUGACAAGCAUGGGCAUGGAUGCGGAUGACAGUGCCAUGGGCAGCGCGGGCAUGGCUCUCUCCCCCUCAGACAGGGGCCUCAUGCCCAGGCUGCUGUGCAUGCGCGUGCACGAUCUCGACUACAGUGGGGACAUGGGGCUGCUGUCACAGGGAGAAGGGGAGCCCAGCGCAGUGCAGUCCCUCGCAGGCACAUGCCCCCGCACCACCUACUCUCAUCUCAGGACCUCCUUGUCGGGGCCGCCCGUGCUCGCAGCCCCACCAGACACCCCUCCCCACGCCUCGCCUUCCGCUUCCCCUCCUCACCUCCCCCCGGACCGUUCCUCACCCUCGCAUUCGUUCCUGCCUGACCGCACGCUAAGCCAGGGAGCCUUAUCCAUAGACCUGCCUGCCACACCUGCCUCCACUCACCCCUCCGCUCCUCCCCCGCGCCUUCGCCAUGGCCGCCUGCCGCUCGUGGACCCACUGCCGCCUCGCGGGGCUCGUGCUGCUCGCCGUGUGCUGCCACGUGCAGCGCGCCGUCGCCUUGGCGCCGCUGGGCCGCGCGGAGCAGUCGGAGAUGCGCGAGACAGCGCGCACCAUGUUCUACCACGCCACGACGAGCUGAAGCCGCUCUCGCGCUCCUACACCGACUCGCUGGGGGAACUCGGCAACCUCCAGAUGCAGCACCUAUCGACCAACUACAAUGGAAGCGCACUCACACUCAUCGACUCGCUCUCAAGCCUGGCAGUGCUGGGCAACGUGAGUGAGUUCCAGCGGGCGGUGCGCUGGCUGGCGUCCUCGCUCUCCUUCCAUGCCGACGUGCGCGUCAACACCUUCGAGUGCAACAUCCGGCUGCUGGGCGGGCUGCUCUCCGGCCACCUGCUCGCCCAGCACCACUCCCUCCUGCUCCACCCCCCGCCACCCCCCACCUCGCCCUCCGGCCGGGGCACAGCUGACAGCAGGGAGGGAAGAGAGGGCGGGAUGGAGAAGGGGGCCGAGGGGCAUGGAGCGUGGAGAUACAGGGAAGGACGCGCAGCUGCAGAGGAGGGGGGUACAGGGGCCGCAGCAGGGGAGGAGCAGGAAGGGGAGCGGAGGAUUAUGGAUGAGGAGGUAAAAGGAGUGAGGGCGGCAGUGGAAGCAGGGGGGAGCGAGGAGGAGGGGGAGACAGGGGCGUGGUACCGGGGCGAGCUGCUGGUGCUGGCGGAGCAGCUGGGGCGGCGCCUCAUGCCCGCAUUCAACACGCCCACGGGCAUUCCCUACGCGUGGAUCAACCUCAAGUACGGGGUGAGGGCGGGUGAGACCACGGAGACCAGCACGUCCGGCUGUGGCUCGCUCAUCCUGGAGUUUGGGCUGCUGUCGCGCCUCACAGGCGAUCCGUGCUUUGAGCGGGCAGCGCAGGGGGCGCUGAGGCGGGUGUGGGGCAUGCGGUCGGCGGUGGACCUGGUGGGGACGACGCUGGAUGUGGCGAGUGGCCAGUGGGUGGAGGGCAACACAGGCAUCGGAGCAGGAGUGGACUCCUUCUACGAGUACCUGCUCAAGGCCUACGUGCUCUUUGGUGACCCCGACUACUGGCACAUGUUCCAGGCUGCCUACACCGCCACCCAGCGCUACCUGCGCACACCCCACCCCUCCUCCUGGUACCAUGAUGCGCACAUGCACACGGGCAGCCCCACCUAUCGCCAAUUUGCCAGCCUCCAGGCCUUCUGGCCCGCCCUGCAGGUGCUGGCAGGUGACGUGGCAGCAGCCAAUGCAACGCACCGGCAGUUCUUCACAGUGUGGGAGAAGUUCGGCCUGCUGCCUGAACGGUAUCUGUUUGACAUGGGGGUGCCGCACCCCACGGAGCGCUACUACCCGCUCAGGCCCGAGCUCGCUGAGUCCACCUUCGCCCUCUACCACGCCACCAAAGACCCAUGGUACCAGCGGGUGGGGCAGACGAUGCUGCGGGACUUGAAUCGGCGCACGAGGGUGGCGGGGGGCUAUGCGAGUGUGAGGGACGUCACCACGGGCGAGCUGGAGGACCACCAGCACUCCUUCUUCCUUGCUGAGACGUGCAAGUACCUGUACCUGCUGUUUGACGAGUCGGCAUUGGAGCGGGGCAACAUCCACAACUACAUCUUCUCCACUGAGGGCCACAUCCUGCCCGUGCUGCCACAGUGGCACCACUCUCCUCCUGCUCAUCAG